AUGGCUAAUAUAGAGACGUUGAAAUGUGUGGUUGUAGGGGACGGAGCGGUUGGAAAGACUUGCCUACUGAUGUGCUACGCAACAGGGCAGUUCCCAACAGUCUACGUACCUACAGUCUUCGACAACUAUGCAGUAAGCAUAAUGGUGGGCGGUACACCGUACAACCUGGGACUGUUCGACACCGCUGGCCAGGAGGAUUAUGACCGUUUGCGGCCGUUGGCGUACCCGAUGACGUCAGUGUUCCUGGUGUGUUACUCGGUGGUUAACCCGGCAUCCUUUGCGAACGUGCGGGAGAAGUGGAUCCCAGAGUUACGUCACUACGAGCCGUACACGCCCAUCGUGUUGGUGGGAACUCAGACUGACCUGCGCGACGACCAGCGGACUUUGGAGGAACUGCAGCAGACCGGCCAGCGGCCCGUCACCGCCGCCCAGGGGCAGAAGCUGGCCAAGGAGACUGGCGCGGUGGCGUACGCGGAGUGCUCGGCACUCACACAGAAGGGCGUCAAGAACGUGUUCGACGAGGCCAUCAUGGCGACGCUAUUUGCCGAGACCAAGAGAAAGAGGAGGAUCAGGCGUCACAGGAGAUGCACCAUUUUCUAGAGUGUAGAUUAAGAAAUUUCUGCUGUGAGGACAAUUUUCUAGCCUCUACCAGGCUUCGGGAAGC
This is a messenger RNA of Branchiostoma belcheri (Belcher's lancelet), 664 nucleotides long. Its product is annotated as cdc42 homolog. Bases 1 to 600 code for a protein of 199 amino acids. Gene Ontology annotation, molecular function: GTP binding; GTPase activity. The transcript is spliced from 4 exons. NCBI's taxonomy places the organism in Eukaryota, Metazoa, Chordata, Leptocardii, Amphioxiformes, Branchiostomatidae. The record is from RefSeq and is a predicted model, not a curated record. Gene Ontology annotation, biological process: small GTPase-mediated signal transduction.